Messenger RNA from Aureobasidium melanogenum CBS 110374, 435 nucleotides. Its product is annotated as UPF0041-domain-containing protein. NCBI's taxonomy places the organism in Eukaryota, Fungi, Ascomycota, Dothideomycetes, Dothideales, Saccotheciaceae. The record is from RefSeq and is a predicted model, not a curated record. The coding region runs from base 1 to 435 and encodes 144 amino acids. Gene Ontology annotation, cellular component: mitochondrial inner membrane. The transcript has 4 exons. Gene Ontology annotation, biological process: pyruvate import into mitochondria.
AUGGCGGCAGCAAUCAAGGCCCUCAAUGCGAAGAUUCGCUCCAACCCCUACACCGACUACAUCUGCUCGACCCACUUCUGGGGCCCCGCAUCCAACUUUGGUAUCCCUCUCGCUGCCGUCAUGGACACACAAAAGGACCCCGAAAUUAUCUCGGGAACCAUGACCCUCGCUCUCUGCGGUUACUCUGCCACAUUCAUGCGCUACGCUAUGGCCGUCACCCCUGUAAACUACCUCCUGUUCGGCUGCCAUUUCGUCAACUUUGGCGCACAGGCUACUCAGGCAUACAGAUACCUCAACUACUGGAACUUCGGUGGUAAAGAGUUGAGAGAAAAGGCCAACCAAGAAGCUUCUCACAUCGCAGACCAAGCCAAGGCUGCCGCCAACAAGGUCGAGUCGAAGGCCAAGGAGGUCGCCAACAAGGUCACCAGCUCAUAA